This is a messenger RNA of Monopterus albus (swamp eel), 12833 nucleotides long. It is a transcript of the gene cep350, whose product is annotated as centrosomal protein 350. The record is from RefSeq and is a predicted model, not a curated record. Gene Ontology annotation, cellular component: centrosome. Gene Ontology annotation, biological process: microtubule anchoring. Lineage: Eukaryota; Metazoa; Chordata; Actinopteri; Synbranchiformes; Synbranchidae. Gene Ontology annotation, molecular function: microtubule binding.
CUCUGUUACCUACCCAACCUGGAUACUCUAGUUUCACCGAGAAACAUCAACAUAGUAACCCGGGAAAGGCAAUCUCGGAAGCGGUGAUCGACAUUUCUUUCUCAGAAUCUCACAGCUGACCUGGAUAUUAGGUUUCGAGGAUCAUCGCCUACACAAAACAAUGGAUGCAUGUCGUUAGUAAAAGUUAUUAGCUCAGUUGGCAGAACUGCUAGCUAAUAUUGGCUUGCUAACGUUAGCUGGCUAACGCUAACGUUGGCAAACAGACAGCUGCGCGAAGCCGACGAAGUCCGGAGAAGUUAGGAUAUUCCAAUCAUGAGGACGUCAUCUUAAAAUCUGGGCUUAUAGAUACCUUGGAUCGUUUCAUUAAAGGAAAGGUGAAUGGGAGAAAUGAAGAGCACCCGGACGACUGCUCAACAGCUUACCAAUCACAAUAUUGGCACAGAGCUGACAUCUGCAUGGAAAAGUUUGGCUCAGUCCAAAGCUGCUUUGCGGCAUAUAGAAAACCGUCUAGAGGCAGCUCCAGGGACAGGGGUAUUCCUGGACUCUGUCAUGGACCCCCCCAAGAAGAAAUCAUCCAAGAUGGUCCGCUGCAGGGAUGGACAACAAGCUGAUGACAGUGGGGGGUCUUCAAAACGCAGGGGGCACAGUCAGCAGAGUCCAGAAAAGAGCAGCUCACGCAGCCCACUGAGGAAUGCCACCCAGGACAGCAAUGUCCGCAGGAACAAUAACGUGGAUUUCAAGGAGCCACUCGCCUCGUACAGAGAGGCCACCCCUCCAUUCUCUCAGCUGGAGGCCUACAGUCUGCAGUCAGUGCCAGGGUCUUUGUACCCAUCCUCUCCGCCUUCCUCGGAUCCUCUGCUCAGCCGGUUGGUCUACCAGAGGGACACCAGAGACAGACAGGCAGACAGGGACAUGGACAGCACACGUUCCUCAGCUCUGGAGAGCACAGAGGUCCGCUACCUCAAUGACCAGCCAGCCCUGGGCACACUGAGGACUAUUGGAAACCAGUCACCUCUCACAGGUGUAGGAGCACUUACAAGGGAGGGGCCUGUGGAGGAUGGCAGUCCCAAAGCACAACUUGGAAUGGACAGCCAAGCGACAACCCCAUGUGUAGCUCCAGCCCCACGGCCAGGGGAGAGCACUCCCUCCACCAGCCCUGGCUCAGCUUCCCAGCGGCUAGAAAACCUAAGGCGACAUCAGCCUGAUGAUAAACUGGAGAAGCUCAAAGAACGUAUUCGAAGGCAGAGACAACAUCUGGAGGAGGCUGCUGAGAAGGAGAAGCUGCUGGGUAAUAUGGAACAGCCCAUUAUCGCAGCUGUGGGGAGUAACAAUGCUGGUACCAGUAACAUACCCACAGCCAAAAUACGGAAAAUAGCAGCUGCACCACCCGCACCUAUUUACAAGGGUUUCAAUAGUACUGAAACAAAGAUCCGGACUCCUGAUGGGAAAGUUUGGAAGGAGGACGAGUUUCAUAAUCUCAGUAGGGAGAUAUACAGAGACUUGUCACGACAGUUUGCUGAGAGCACUAGAUCCAGGCAACAAAGAGAAGAGAGACGAGACAGAUCCAAAGAGAGGAGGCCUCCAAAGCCAGUGAGGAAGGUCCACAGAGCUGUUCCUGCUUCUGAUCUAAAUGUGAAACCAGCAGUGAUUAGCCCAGCAUCAUGGCGGGAGGGCCAGAAACUAGUAAAGAUGGUACUUGGUCCAGUCCCCAAGCUGCAAAGAGAGGAGGACAGACCUCAUCCAGCUGACAGACUGGGCAGAACAGCUUCCCAUCACCACUCCAGUUCAGAUCCACGUUCAGAAUCAAACCAACAAUCUCACCCCAAGAGCACAGAACGGCCUCAUGGUGGAUUUCAGGGGGAAUCCAAAAGCCACUCCACAGCCACAUCUACCCACUCGUCUGCAGCUCAGGACAACACCCCAGUGGGUAUAAGCAGGGACCUGUUGUCAGCAGACAUUCAAGGGAUACUUGAUGACCUUCAGCUGGAGUGCAAAGCCGCUGAGAAGGAGAGGGCCCGACAAAGAUCCAGAGGUGGGAGCAGUGGUAGGAGAGGGAGAGGUGGAUCAGGGUCACGAACAAGGGCUCCAGUAUCUGCUUGGGGAACUGCUGUGGCAACAGGUCACUCCUCAAGAAGCUGCCGCAGUGCCAGCCCCGCUGCGCGCCGGCCAGAGACUGCCAACAUAGUUGACACAGAGCACAAAAAGCGUCACUAUGAUGCAGAUACUGUUCGCCAGUACAUUGCCCGGCAACAAGAAGAAAGAAGGAGGCGUCAAGCAGAAGAGAAGAGGGCACUGAGGGAGGAGGCAGAAAGGAGAAACCAGAGAUUGCAGGAGCUCUACAGGAAGCAAAGAGAAGUCGCUAAAACGGUGACCUUUCCCAACGAGGCCCCUGUGGCCCCUGUACAAAAGCGACUACAAGAGACCUACAACAAAUUGCUGCUUGAGGAGGCCCAGCUGGGGAAUUACGCUGUGCAGACGCAGCCUGCUGCUCCCUCCAGUCAAAUGAGACCAAUGUACCAGCCCUCAGGAGAGUCAGACAAAGAGAACAAAAGACUAGAGGCACCACAAAGCCCCUCGAGCAGUGAUAGGUCUUUGAAUGAUCAGCCACCUCCUCCUCCAUUAUCCAGGAAUGAUCUGGAUGUUGGAGUUGCCUCGUUGCUUCAGCCUGACCAUCUGAGCCCAUCUCUUCAACCAACGAGCGGUCCCAGCAGUACAGUGCUAGCCCCUUUUGGUGACCAGUUCCUUACUCAGAUGUUCAGGGUGGAGACUGGUGCAGUGGCCACUGGUGACAUCAGGCAUACCCAGCAGCCAGCUACAGCACCUUCCGAUAGGUCACAUUCCAAGAUAUCCCGCAUUGAGGCCCUCAAGGCCAAAGCUGCAUCCCUCUCCAACCGUAUAGAAAGUGAGGCACGGAAGCUUGUUGGGGAGGGGAUCAACUAUGGUACAGCAACUUCAGUGGAUGUAGAUACUAUUUCUGCCACAGAAAAUACUGACAUGGAAUUGAGGAUUCAGAGGAUUUUGACUAGCACAGGUCAUAGUUCAUUCAAUGGCACACCCCUUCCAGGAGCAGGCAGCCUGCACACACUCACGGGACAGAAAGAAAAGAAGGGUACACACCUCAAUUUGACCAAUAUACAAGCAACUUCUAAUUUAAUAGGACCCGUUCUUAAUAGUUACACACAAGCAGGAGGAAAGCUAGUUAAUGGCUUGGAAGACGUAGAAACAAUGGAUAAAAUGGCACCAAAGAGAGGAUAUGACAAGGUGGAGGCCCAGACAGAUCUCCACGACUCCAGUGCAGGUUCCAUCAGUGAGGGCCCCAUACUGAGUGAAGGGAGUUUUUCUGAGGAUGAGGCAAACCCUCCUUAUCCCUCCAACAAUCAUAUAUCUAGAGCAGCAGAACGCCUGGAGGCAGUGGACUACUGUGCCAGUCAAAGAACGGGCUACCAACACCUGACAGAGUUCCAGAGGGAGGCAGCGAAAUGCUCAGCCCUCAGCUCCCCAUUUUCUCAGCAAGACAACGUUAAGGCAGCUUGGGAAGAACUGAACAAAGGAAGCCCUCUAAGUGUAAUCAGCAUUUUCACCAAGAACCUGCAUGGUCAUGUUAAAGUGAGUGAGAGAAACUCCCCCUCGGCCUAUUCUUUGCACUCCGGAAAUGACCCUGGAGAUGCGGCGCACUAUGAAGACGAUUUUGUGUCAUCACAUAGCAGCAGAACUAGCAGCCACUUGAGGAAAGCCUCAAAUUCACCCAGUGUGAACAGUCACUUUGAGGAACUGAUGAGGAGGUCUCCGUAUGAGAAAAGUACAGGAGGCAACAGUUCCCACCAUUCAUCCUUUCAGUCUUCACCACACCUUUCCUCUGCUUCAACAUCUGGCUCCUCACCCCUCUCUAAGCACUCUACCAGAAAAAGAGGCACAGCAUCAGACCAGAGUGAUGGUACUCUGAUAGAAGAGCAGAGAAGCUCCUGCUCACCCCCCUCAGAGGCAUUAUCCUCUGACUCCAGGAAGAGGGGUUCAGACAAAAGCGCUGCUCACAGCCAAGCCAAGAGUGUUCACUCCAGUGACACUUCAGGGGAAACAUCAGGGCAUUCUCACCAAAGGCUUAACAGUAAGAAGUCUCGAGCACUCGCAUCCAAACAGGCUGAUCCUUCUGGCUCCUCAGACCCUGGUUCUCCAGGAGCAGACUCUUCCAGUGAACCUGUAAGAAGUGGCUCUAUGGGAGCAAAUAACAUGAACACAGGCACCACAGCUGGCAGUGGUAGAGCAGAGACCAGGACAACAGGUGAGUUACAGUAUUCACCUGCUGUCCUGCAGCAGCGUAUGUCAGCAGAGCUCCAGUACCUGGAGUCCAUUGAGGAGUCAGUCCAACAGCUGGACAACAUGGAGAAGUUGAUGGGUGUGUCUAUGGCUCAGCAGGAGAGUGUGUCAUUGGCUCAAAUGCUCAAGGCCAAGCAGCAGCAACAUGAACGUGACCUCUGUGAACUGAAGAUCAAGGCAGAAAGAGAAGCACUGGAGACCAAGCUACAGCUGGAGGAAAACAGACAGAGAGUAGCCAGGGCUCACAUAGAACUGCAGGAAAACUUGGUGGUGAAUCAAAAACAAACUUUGGAAAACCUCCAGGAGGCAACUACUAAGAUGAUGAGUCAACAGGCUGAGGCAGCACAGUACACAGCCGAUGCUGCCCGACACAUCAAGGAGAUGACAGAAUUGGCACGGUCACAGAUGGCAGGAGCUUUGGUUGUCCCCCCUGCUGCUACUGAUUCCUGCAUGUUGGAUCAGCGAGAAGAACAGCAGAAGUGGCGACAGGAUAAAACUGACUCUGACAGCGAAAUGUCAAGCAGACGGACCAGGCCGGAGGAACCCCUGUCUUCACUGAAAAGCCUCAGUCACACUGACUCUCUAUCCUUCAGAAGACCCAACCUCAGUGGAGCAGAUUCCAGCAGCCACCCUAGCUUGUCGCAUGUCUCCUCAGACCACAGCGAACAGGUGAAAAAAGAAGCACAAGAGGGGAAAUGGAGAAAGAAGGGAGCUGAGGGGAGAGAAGCAGGCAGCACCUCCAUAGAGGAUGAAGUUGCUACAGCAGCAAAUGACUCCCUCUGCAGUGACAGCAUCCCCUCUGUAAUAGAUGAGAAAGGAGACAGUACGUCAGUGGCAACAGAGUACUCUUUCAAGUUUGAUGAGUCUAUGACAGAGGAUGAGAUAGAAGAACAAUCCUUCCGCUCUCUGCUACCAUCUGAGGCACACCGCCGUGGGACUAUGGAGAAAAAGUCCCGCCACCAUGAGGAGUCAGAGGAUGAUGGAGCCAAUCACAACACAAGACUGGUUUCGGGAUCACAUAAUAUCUUGAAGGAUGUCAACAUGGCUUUUUCUGGUGGACAAGACAGUUUUUCCCAGUUCACUAUGGACAUGGUGCGUCAGUACAUGAGGGAUGAGGAGGUAAGACUGCAGCACCAGAGCGCUCUACUCCGUCUUCGCCAGAAAGCUCUCAAAGAGAAGGCCAGAACUGAGCUGGCCUGGCUAGAGCACCAGAAAAAGAGGCUGAGAGACAAGGGAGAGGAUGACAAAAUGCCACCAAUCAGGAAGAAGCAGAGGGGCCUUUUGCUGAAACUGCAGCAGGAGCAGGCUGAGAUCAAGCGGCUUCAGGAGGCCAACAAAGCAGCAAUGAAGGAAAGGCAGCUGUUGCUGAAGCAGCAGGAGGAGAUUGAGCGGAUGAGAAACUCAACACUCAGACUGAAGGAGCGUCUCAAGUGUGCUGGGGGUGAAAUGCCGCUGACUUCUGUAUCAGAAACACGGGCAUCGGAACCAGCCUCCCCCAGCAUGAGACAUGCUAAUGAGAACCGCAGCCCCUCUCCUCCCCUCUCCGUCUCUGGAAGUGAGACUAGUAGCAUCAUGCAGAAGCUCAAGAAGAUGCACUCUCACACGAAUGAAAAGUUCCUGACCAAGCGGGAGCAGCAGCUGAUGCAGAGGCGUCGCCACGCUGAGGAGCUGCUACAGUGGAAACGGCGACUGGACCAAGAGGAGGCAGAGGUCCGUAGGAUGGAGAAGGAGGCCCUGGCUGUAUGGGACAGACAAACACCUCAGGACAAGAGUCAUGAUGUGUCAGAGAGUCAGAAAAAGGAGAUCUCUGAUAUUAGCUCCAGCCUCAGUCACCCUCAAAGCUCAGAGCAGGGAACUGACAAUGAGAAAGAGUAUGUCAGUGAGGGUGGCUGUUCCUCAGCAACACCUGAGUCUAGUAUACACACAGAGGAACUGGGGUCCCAGCAAGCAGGAAGCCCAUCUUCAGUGCAACCAUUGUCGGUCCCUGAAACACCUUUGGUGUCCAUCCAGAGCAGUUACACUCAGGACUUCACUUUAGCUUCCCUGUCACCAAGGAAACAAUCUUCUGCAUUCAAGGGCAGCCACAGCCCUGCUGCCUCUCCUUCAGAGGAAAGCAGCAGCAAAACAAAGGUGCAACUGCGCUCCUCCCAGACUGCCAACCAGGCCCACACUCAACCAACUGACUCCCCCAUGGCCAUGCAGACUGAACCCAUUUCAGACCAGAGUGAUAUAGAGAGUCGUAUCAAGGCCCUGAAGGAAGAACUCAGAAAACGAAAGUUUAUGGCCUACCAGCUAAAGAAAGAGCAAAAGAAGAGGCACAAAGAGCGUCUGAAGGCACAGGAGGCCAGCCUACUCAAACAGCUGGAGACCUAUAACAACAUUAUUGAAAAAACUAAGGCAGAACUGAGCAAGGAGCCAGACUCAACCCCUGCUACCAAGUCCCAGAUCAGAGAUUCCACCUCGACUGCAGAGCAGUUCAGCAUUAAACCACCUAUUCACAGGUCUGAACCCAGCAAAACCUCUGAAAGAAUGUGCAUUGAUGCUUCGUUAGAUCACAAUGCCUUCCCUCAACUUGAUCAUAGUAGAUCCACCUCAGUGCCUGAAGAUUUAUCUGAUGAAGACCCACCAACAGUCACUCAGACUCCAGCAUACGACAGCCCAGAAUGUCCAGCCUCAAGCCACAUGAGCCGUCAGCCUUCAGAGAUUCUUGUACAGCCUUCUUGUACAGCCAUUGAAGCCAAAGCACAGACUGAGACUGGGAAUGAGAACAUUGUGUCGGAUCAAAGAUCUGACAUUCAGGAAGAGCUGGAGGUGGAAAUAAGCUCCAGGUUGGAAGAUCAACACUCUGAACAUCUUCUCAAACUAGGAGACAGAGUGGACUCCCGGGAGAAGCUGUCUACAUCUAAACAUGUUUCUUCUUCCAUGACCAAAGAACAUCAGUACUCUCCAUCUGAAGCAGAAGAUGUUGUAAAACCUACAGCUGUGUCACAUUCAGCUGCGGUGGACUUGAAAAGAACACCACAUCCAAGCUAUAGCUCCUCAUUAAAUGAUCCCUCAUGUUUGCCUUAUUCUCUAGCCUUCUCUUCUAAGAAGGAGGCACCCAUAAAGGAUGCUGAAGCCUCUUCUAUCUUGGCAGAUGGCUAUCAUGAUGACUUUGAAUCAUCAUCUGAUUUGUCACCCAGGGGGGAGCAGCAUAGUUCUGAGCCCGGCUCUCAAAUCUCAGUUUCAUCCACUGAAAUGAGGGGUUCAAGAAAGGACUCCCCUGUGAGGGCCACACCAUAUGACAGCCAAGAUGAGGAAGUAGAAGAGGAAAUACCUGAGGAACUGAGUCACAUUUCUGAUGCAAGUCAACCUAGUAACCAAACUGAAAGACUUCUAGAUCUACAUAAGCAGAUAGAAACAGACUCUAAUGACAGUAAGAGCAUUAUUUCCAACCACUCACCACCCAUCUCUGCUUUGCAGACCCCUCUCUCUCCUGUUACAGAUGACAUGCCAGGUUUUGACAUUGGUGAUCGGGUUCUAGUUGGCGGUGUUCAGCCUGGCACUUUGAGAUUCAAAGGUCCAACCAGCUUUGCUAAUGGCUUCUGGGCUGGCGUGGAGUUGGACAAGUCUGAAGGGAGCAACAAUGGCACUUAUGAUGGGGUGGUAUAUUUUGAGUGUGAUGAAUUCCACGGUAUCUUUGCCCCUCCAGACAAGAUCACUCACCUGCCAGACAAGUUUGAGAUCUACACAGACACCACAGAAGAUGAGGACUCGUUUGUUGAUGACUUGUCAGAUAAAAUUGGGGAUAAGCCCAAAACAGAUAAGAGCAAAUCCAGGAAACAAGGAAAUCAGAAUAGUAUAAAUGAACAAACAUCUCAUAAGGAUUUUGGAUCUGGAGAGAAAAUGGUUACAGAUGAUUCUGUUCACAAGAACCAGGCCCCACUGAACGAUGGAUCCGACCUCAGCUCAAAUCUUCACAAAGAAUUCAAGCAUUCCAUGUCUAAUGGCAACAGCAGAUACAUAGUGUUGGAUUUUGGAGAUGCACCAGCCACUCUCCUCAUCUCUGACAUGGACAAGAUUGACCUGGGGAAGCCGAGUCAGAAGGAAAUUACUACCCUUGUUGAGAGAGAAGAUAUAGACUCACAACACCAGUCGACUCCUGCUGGUUUUACCACAGAUAUCAGGGACUAUAAAGGAGACUACAAGGAUACAGGCUUACUGGACACAUUUGCAGAUGAGCUUAUUAACAACUUUGUAAAAGACACUGUGAAGCAGUUAGCAGAAAUUAAAAAGGCAAAAGAGCAGAAGAUAGAAGCUGGCAACCAGAUGAAUGGAGACCUGUGUGGUGAAAAUGUGGAAGAAGAGUGGGUCUCUUCAGUGGAACAAAAAGAUGGACUCCCCUUCUUCCUUCCAACAGAAAAAGAGGAGCUAUCUUCUCCAGAGCUGUGUAACCGACCGGAGAGUCCAGUGUUGGGGGCCAGCGGCCAAGAGGAGCUUGCCAAGAGACUAGCAGAGCUGGAACUGAGCCGUGAACUGCUGGAUGAGCUAGGUGACGACCAGGACUGGUUUGAUGAGGACUUUGGCCUCAGCUCCCGUAGAGAACAGCAGAGACUCAAACAGAAACAGAGAGAGGUUGAGGAAGGGGCAAGGCUGGAAAGAGGAGGAGGACUGGUGAGGUCAGGCUCCUCAGCUGGAGCACCUGUGGGGGGGCUCAGCUCCUCAGCAGGUGGAGAACAGCAGGUAAUGACUCACCCUAGACCUGAGCUGCCUCUCCCCCUGCCCCCUAAGCUACCUGAGCAGCCUGCCAUGGUGGUGCCCCACUCAGCCAUUGAGGUGGAGAAAAUGGUUCAUGCUGCCACUCAGGAGAUCUGGGAGAGCUGCGCCCUGGGGGAGGAGGAAGCUCCGCCCCUUUCACAACUGCCAAACCCCACCGCUUCACAAGAGUAUCUGGGUAAAGAGGCCAGCGGCCAGGACCAGGAGGCCCUCUCCAUCCGCAGCUACCGGAAGGCUGUGUAUGACCUGACAUGGGAGAUCCUCCAGGAGAUUUUUGCUGAAGACCCCAAUGCUGAUCAGCCUCAGUGGGUCAAACCACAGCAAGUCAAGUCCUCUUUCUUCCACAGAGUAAAGAGCACAGGAAACCUCACUAAAAUCCAGGAAUUCAUCACAGCAGAAGUACUGAAACUGUACGGUCUGGCAAAAGAUCAGAGCCAGAAAACCGACUGGCAGAAGAUGCUCAAAUUUGGCAGAAAGAAGCGGGACAGAGUUGAUCACAUCCUGGUUCAGGAGCUCCAUGAGGAGGAGGCCCAGUGGGUCAACUACAAUGAAGAUGAGCUGCUUGUGAAGAUGCAGCUGGCAGACAGCAUCUUUGAUGCACUGCUGAAGGACACUGCGAACGAGCUGACACUAAUCUAUGACAAGAGGGUGAGCAGAGACGGCCUCUCCUGACAGUGUUCCUGCUUAGAUUUUAAACUCAUUCAUAGUCUUUCCUCACCCCAGUGAACUCUAGCCAACCUGCUGCCACUUUGUCUUCCAUCAAACAAUGUGCCAAUAACAACCCUCAGAUGCCUUCACUACCCCUCAGCUAAACAACUUUUACUCAAUUUGCUGAAUGUGCUUCAGCUAACCAUAGUUGUUACAUAAUUUGUUUUACACAUGAAACUCCUCUUGAGCAAUCCAGCCUUCUUAAACCCUCAACACCAUCUAGCCUCAGUUCUCAGCUCCUGGACUGGUUGGUCUUUUUGUAAAUGCCAGUUGGAGAAUGAGUAGAUGUUCUGAUAGGAUGAACUGUGCCAUUUGUUAGCAUUUAAUGUACAUUAAUGCUGCUAAGUUGAUCGUUCCAUUGGGGGACUGAAAUGUAAACAAAACUAGGUUAUUAUAUUUUGUAUCAAAUUUUCAAGUAAAUGUAUACGGAUUCAAAGAUGAAGAAUAUACAGUGUAGUCUGGAAGUGAACCAUGACUUUUGGCUUUGCGAUCCAGCACACUGAAAUUAAACAAUCACCAUCUGGUUCCAGGUUUCAAUUUUGAUUUGAGGGGGUUUAUAUGCAUAAUGGGUGAUCAGUGUAGAAGUUGAUGCCUUUUAUUUAUAGUCCCCAGUUUUGAGGGAUUGUAAGUUUGCCAUAAUCCAAACAAAUGUCUUUGUCAUGCAGUCGUCUUUGCUUCUUGCUUGUCUGUGGGACUUUUGGCUUCAGCCUGGUCUUCACUAGGUUCAUUUCAUGCUCAGUCGAGCUGAGGUUAGAAGAAUAUUUGACUGUUUGGCACUAAAAACAGUUUGUUUGCUUUUGGGCACUGUGUUAAGCAUUAUUGUCCUGUUGCUUUCUCUUUAAACUGGGGGCUGUGUAUAAUAAAAUCCAACACUGUUCACCCAAUAAGGAUAUGAAUGCUCUCAAACUCCCCUGAAGCUGAGAGAAAACAUGUUCUCACUGCAUGGUAUUUCAUCAUCACAGAAUUUAGAUAUUUAUUGUGUGAAAAUGUUUAGAGGAGAAAUGAGAAUUGUAAAUGAUCUUGUCAACGUAUAGAUAAUUUUAACAUUGUGUAAAGAAAAUCUAAUGCAAUUGUAAAAGCACAAAUAGAAAUGUGAAUAUGUCUACACAUUAUGUUGGAGAUUUAAGAAAUUCUAUUGAAACCAGAAAAAACAUUUUAAUAUUUAAAGUCAGUUUGAUGACACUGUGUUGAUAUUGGGAAGCAUACACUAUGUAUCAAUGUCAACAGACCGAAUGAAUCUCAUAGUGCUACCAAGGAAUACUUGUCCAAGGAUUUGUUAUUAUGUGUUUUAUGUUGUAAUUGAAGCUGUAGCCCCCGUGAAGUGUUUUUCAUUUUUGCUUUUCAAUAGCUCCACAGUUACGAGCUACAUUGAGGUCGCUUUCAAAAUCAAGCAAGUUUCAUUGCACAUGCUGGCAUUUUCUAAGAUUCCAUUGGUUUGUGUGAACACACUACAUGCUCAAAACCUGGUUUAGUACAUAGUAUGCAAGUGGGAAAUAAAAGACCGGCAGGAUGCCUGACUUGAUAUUUUAGAAUCACAUUAUAGGACAUUACUGAAAUGCUGGAUUUGAGCUUUACUUAUCCUGUGACCCAUUUAUUUUCUGUGACCUAAGAAAACAAUUGUGAUUGUCUUGUUUUUCAUCAGUUAUCCUGGUAGAGGUUAAUGUAGCAGAAUCUAAAAGACAUGUAGUCACAUAGGAGCAUGACAUUUGACUUUAGAGCAGUCAUUGAGUUCAGACCAGUUAUCAGAUUGAAGCCAGAUAGCAGUGAUCAGUUUCAGUUAGUUGUAACAAACUUCAGCAUCCUUUGGGCCUACUGUUUCUUCAGCUGUUAAAUGAUUGCUCUUCUUUCUAACCAGUUUACCAGUACUUCAUUUUCUACCUUUUCAGUCUUUCUGUAUCAGAGCAUAGUGGAGUAGAGGAUGUUUCAAUGCCUCAGCUGAGGAAAUGGUUCUAAUGCUAACUAUUGCCGACUCACCCUUGAUGUUAUCUGCUUCAUGUCCACAUCGCUGCUGCUGUGCAUAUAGACACACCUUAGACUUUUUAAUGAUUACCUGUAAUACAAGCUAGUUUGUGGAAACACACACAUAAUCGCUCCAGUGUGAGUCACUGAGCUGGUGAGGCUGAGCACGUAGGACUGUAUGCAAGGACUUAUUUUUGGUCCUCACUGUCAGCUCCAACAAACUGUACAAACUCAUACUGGCAUGUGUGACAGAGCUUGUUAAUCCUCGCUGACGUUUUGUAGCUAAAGUGACCUUAAACUGGGUACUUUUUUUUUUUUCUACCUGUCAAUGUUUUAACAGUUGCUAAAGUGUAUCUUCAAACUGUAAAUUAUACAAUGUCAAAAAAGACCAAACUCAUUUGAUAUCAAUUUAUCCAUGCUGUAUGACUUGUCUGUCUGGAUUGUAAUUGUAAUGGUGACUGAUUAGUACCAUAAAAACAUUUUCUGUAAGGCUUUAUUACAGACCUCCUCAGUGUCCUCUUGAAUUGAUUGUAUAUGGGAGGAAGUAGCAUUCUCCUCUGUAACUAUGCAGUUCUCUAUCUUAUGCAUUGUUUUGUAUGUAUGAACCAGACAGCUAAGAUUUCUGCUGUUAGUCUGCAGACUAAAUAUGCAACAAGCUCAAAGCUGUUGGCUGGUAGGGUGGAGUUGCUUUUCUUCUCUGGGAGAUGAAGCAAAUUUGCCUUUUAAUAUUAGAAAUGUGUCAUUUGAUCCUAAUAACCAAAUUAAAGUGUUGACACAAAAGAUAUGGUUAUCAAAUUAAAGCAGUCAGACGACUUCCCUUGUCACCUUUUGACAUGUUUAUUUAUAAUAAUGUGCUGUGAGUGUGCUAAGUGCACUUGAAGACUUGUACAAUUCUUUUAUGGAUGUAAAUAUACUGUUUAUCCACUCUGACCCACUAUUACUGUAACCAGAGCGAUCGUUGUAAAAUAAACAUGGUUUACUUUGCAAAUAUGUACAUAGUAUAUAUUUGUUAGCUAAAUGAACUUUGAAAUUGUAAAUAAAGUUUUCGUUGUUUCUAAAGCAAUAUGCUGUCCCAUAAUGUGUGCUGGUUAUAAUUG